Molecule: messenger RNA, 2754 nt
Organism: Labeo rohita (rohu)
Lineage: Eukaryota; Metazoa; Chordata; Actinopteri; Cypriniformes; Cyprinidae
Product: ribonuclease inhibitor
Exons: 16
Molecular function (GO): protein binding
Source: RefSeq, a predicted model, not a curated record
UGAUUGCAGAAUUACAGAGAAACAGUGUCUCAUCCUGACUUCAGCUCUGAAAUCAAACCCAUCACACCUGAGAGAACUGGACCUGAGCAGGAAUAAACUAGGAGACUCUGGAGUGAAAAACCUCAGUGAUCUACUGAUGAACACACAAUUCAAGCUGGAGAAACUAGAUCUGUUUUACUGCAGUAUUACAGAGAAACAGUGUCUCAUCCUGACUUCAGCUCUGAAAUCAAACCCAUCACACCUGAGAGAACUGGACCUGAGUCUGAAUCAAAUAAAAAACACAGGAGUGAAUCACUUAUGUGACGUACUGAAGGAUUCACACUGUAAACUGGAGAGAUUGAGACUUUCAGACUGCAGUAUCACUGAAGAAGGUUAUAAAGCUCUGGCUUCAGCUCUGAGAUCAAACCCUUCACACCUGAUAGAGCUGGAUCUCACAGGAAAUGAUCCUGGACAAUCAGGAGUGAAGGAGCUCAGUGAUUUACUACAGGAUGGACUCUGUUCAUUUAAGACCAUCAGGUUUUUGAAAAGUCCUGCUGCAGAGGAAGCGUGUGAGUAUCUCACUGGAGUUCUGGGUAAAAGUCCAUUACUACUGAAAGAACUGGAUCUGAGUGGAGAUAAAUUAGGAGAUCUGGAUGGGGAGAAACUCUCUGCUCUUUUGAUGGACUCUCAUAGCAAACUGGAGAAAAUAAUGCUGAAUAAUUGUGAGCUGACAGAGAAAAGCUGUUCAGUUCUAGCUACUGUUCUCUCCUCCAAAACCAUCCUGAAAGAGAUGAACCUGAACAACAGUCGUCUGCUGGACUCAGGAGUCAAAGAGAUCUGUGAGGGACUGAAGAAUCCUGUGUGUGAGCUGAAGAUACUGAAACUUUCAGACUGCAGUAUCACUGAAGAAGGUUAUAAAGCUCUGGCUUCAGCUCUGAGAUCAAACCCUUCACACCUGAUAGAGCUGGAUCUCACAGGAAAUGAUCCUGGACAAUCAGGAGUGAAGGAGCUCAAUGAUUUAUUACAGGAUCCAAACAGUCAACUCAAGACACUGAGGUUUUUAGGUCCUGCUGCAGAUGAAGCCUGUCAGUAUGUGACUGGAAUUGUGGGUAAAAACCCGUUACUCCUGAGAGAACUGAAUCUGAGUGAACAUGAACUAGGAGACACACGAGUGAAUCAGAUCGCUGCUCUACUGCAGGAUAAACACUGUCAACUCAACACACUGAUACUUUCAGACUGCAGUAUCACUGAAGAAGGUUAUAAAGCUCUGGCUUCAGCUCUGAGAUCAAACCCUUCACACCUGAUAGAGCUGGAUCUCACAGGAAAUGAUCCUGGACAAUCAGGAGUGAAGGAGCUCAGUGAUUUACUACAGGAUCCAAACUGUCAACUCAAGACACUGAGGUUUUUGGGUCCUGCUGCAGAUGAAGCCUGUCAGUAUGUGACUGGAAUUGUGGGUAAAAACCCGUUACUCCUGAGAGAACUGAAUCUGAGUGAACAUGAACUAGGAGACACACGAGUGAAUCAGAUCGCUGCUCUACUGCAGGAUAAACACUGUCAACUCAACACACUGAUUCUGAAUAACAACUGUAUCACAGAAGGAGGUUGUCAUGUUCUGGCUGCAGCUCUAAAUUCAAACCCUUCAAAUCUGACAGAGCUGGAUCUGAGUGAGAAUAAACUAGGAAACCCAGGAAUGAAGAUCAUCUUGACUCUGUUUGAAAAUGUACAGUGUAGACUGGAAAAGCUGAAGUUAAAGUGUAUCAGUAUUACAGAUGAAGGUUGUGCUGCUCUGGCAUCAGCGUUUCAUUCAAACCUCAGAGAGCUGGAUCUGAGCAGGAAUCAAAUAGGAGACUCUGGAGUGACAGAAAUCUCCAGUCUGCUGAGAAAUUCACAGUGCACACUACAGAUACUCAGACUUUCAGACUGCAGUAUCACUGAAGAAGGUUAUAAAGCUCUGGCUUCAGCUCUGAGAUCAAACCCUUCACACCUGAUAGAGCUGGAUCUCACAGGAAAUGAUCCUGGACAAUCAGGAGUGAAGGAGCUCAGUGAUUUACUACAGGAUGGACUCUGUUCAUUAAAGACCAUCAGGUUUUUGAAAAGUCCUGCUGCAGAGGAAGCGUGUGAGUAUCUCACUGGAGUUCUGGGUAAAAGUCCAUUACUACUGAAAGAACUGGAUCUGAGUGGAGAUAAAUUAGGAGAUCUGGAUGGGGAGAAACUCUCUGCUCUUUUGAUGGACUCUCAUAGCAAACUGGAGAAAAUAAUGCUGAAUAAUUGUGAUCUGACAGAGAAAAGCUGUUCAGUUCUAGCUACUGUUCUCUCCUCCAAAACCAUCCUGAAAGAGAUGAACCUGAACAGCAGUCAUCUGCUGGACUCAGGAGUCAAAGAGAUCUGUGAGGGACUGAAGAAUCCUGUGUGUGAGCUGAAGAUACUGAAACUUUCAGACUGCAGUAUCACUGAAGAAGGUUAUAAAGCUCUGGCUUCAGCUCUGAGAUCAAACCCUUCACACCUGAUAGAGCUGGAUCUCACAGGAAAUGAUCCUGGACAAUCAGGAGUGAAGGAGCUCAAUGAUUUACUACAGGAUUCAAACUGCCAACUCAAGACACUGAGGUUUUUGGGUCCUACUGCAGAUGAAGCCUGUCAGUAUGUGACUGGAAUUAUGGGUAAAAACCCGUUACUCCUGAGAGAACUGAAUCUGAGUGAACAUGAACUAGGAGACACACGAGUGAAUCAGAUCACUGCUCUACUGCAGGAUAAACACUGUCAACUCAACACACUGAA